AUGCCUCAGUUCGAGUCUGCCCGUCAGGCAGUCGAAAGCGUGAUUGCGUUUAGCAUUGCCUGCUCAGAUGCAGAAUUCGGGCAAAAUCGCUGUGGCGUUGAUUUCAAGUCCACGACGGAGCCCUUCUGCUUCCCACCCUCCACGUCGCCCGAUCGUCAGCCUUUGUGUUUCUCAAAUGUACGAAAGGGUCGAUCCUGCUCCUUGUCUUGUCAGUCAGCUCGAGAGCACCAGCUGCCGCCGCAAGGUGUGGCGACUUGUGCUGGUUGCGCAACUUCAACGCUGCCAAGUUCAACGCCGACUUGGGAGCUCCCCACAGCGCCACCGCCAGUACCCAUUCCCGCUCCUGAUACACAUGACCAGUUCCAUCAUCAUUAUCAUCAUCAGCAUCAGCAUCAUCAUCGUCUCUACCAUCAUGCCUUGUCGCCCAUGAGUGCAGCACCUCACGGUGGCGUGUACGCUUCCCCUCAGCCAUCACGCUUGCUCGCAUCGGCGAUCGGCCGAAGGUGGGCCGCGCGCGCGCAAUUCCACCAGUCCCUGUCCAGCGAUGACAUUGACUGGCUGCUGCCUGAAAGCCUGCAUCGCUCGCGCCUCGAACAUGCCAAGCACGUGCGGUGUGCGGCGAGCACACUUUCGUCGCCCGCAACGCGUUCUGAUAACUUGCCCUCGCCGCUGCGAAUGCCCUCUCUUCACAAGAGCUUGAUCUCUGCUCACGCCGCGACCAUGACCGUGAGCAACUCUGAGUGCUGCAACUCGCAUGCCUGCUCGCUCGUGUGCAACCAGAGCCGCACCAAUCAGCCGCCGUUCUUGGGUUUGUGCCCGGCUUGCGGCGCUCCGCCAGGCGCUUUGUUCUCUGACACUGGUCCCACCGCUAAAACUCUGGACGUGCUGCACAUGCACAGCCCGCAGCAACUGCACCUCGGCGGGCUGCCUCCUUCCAUUCAUGGUGUGACCACCGAGGCCGAUUCGCCAUCAAUGUUCGCCCUGGUCACCGACAGCGUCGCGACGUCGCUGUCUCCGUGCUGUGCGACUGCCCGCGACAAUCCUUUUGUCUUGCGAGACAAGAGGGAUGUGCACGCCACAUGCGACGCCAGUAGCUACAGCCGCGCGCAGCCAGAGGAUCUGGAAGCAGACCACGCCCAGCACGAGCAGAAGGCGGUGGUGGCGAAACGCAAACUUUCCCUCCUUCGGCCCGCAACUCCCCCACGUCGCAUCACAACCCCGCUCGAGCUCCCGCCAGCCGCACUGCCAAUGACCGAAGAAAAAGAAGACGGAGAUCCUGGCUCGAUGGCCGCUUUGUGCGACGACGGAAGCGGCCAGCCUCAGAUACGUCACGCGCAGGGUGACACAUUGGCGAAAAAUACCUUCGCCCUCUCCUCGCGCUGCGCUGCUGGCAAAGAGUUGUCCACCUCCGCAUCGGCCUUGCCUAUACUCAACUCCACAUUCCAGCGGGCCUUGUCGCCAUGUGCCAACCCGUCGUCCUCCUCGUCGUUGACCGCAGAACCUCCGGUACCGGCUCGAAAUGACGACAACACCAACGCGCUCAGCAAUUUGCCAGGAUUGCGACAUGAGGCGAAUGUUUCCGGGCGUUCCGAAUUGGAAGAUUCACACAGUUUACUUGCUCCAGUUUCAAAUUGUCGACCACAACAUUCAAAGGCGACAACGGAUUCAACCAUCGAGCAGCGACCCAUUGAGCCGACCCUCCUGACCGAACGUACAGCAUCUUGCACCCCACAGCCACUUGGGCCAACCCGAUCUACUGAGGCGUUGAGACGCGCGGAUCUUGAGAGCUCCAUUGGAACGUUGCGUCCAAAUUCUCCCGCUUCGUCCACAACAACAGCUGCGUUCGUCCCAAGAGGCGCUGCACCCGACUGCGUUUCAGAGGAUACUUUGUGCCAUAACACUUUCGCUUUUGGUGCACCAGCAGAGUCGAGGCCUCCGUCGCACCCGCAAGUCACCACGUUCAGGGAAAUGACUCUGCUUGAGGCACGUCCGUUCGGCCAAUCGAGCUCCGACUCGCCCCCGUUCAUGCAGGACUGGCCGGCGCCACCAUCGAACUCGCUCGCCGGUAAUUUGAACGCAAACGUCGCAACGUCCACCCACCUCGCGGUUUCGCCUCUUCCUAGCGUACCGCGCGCCUCUCCCGUCAAGUUUGAGCUUUGGCGACCACGGUCACCCCGACCUCGCGCAGCCACAGUGUCUCAUCCGCCCGCACUCAUCGGGUCUUUGCGUCGAGCUCGCUCAGCGACAACGACGUCGACUCCGAGUAUGACCGCUUCGACUACCACCACCACCACCACCGCCGCUGCUGCUGCUGCCGCUGGCCUUCCAACUUUGACAUCUCCAAGCUCUAUCAGCAUGCCAACCAGUUUUGUUUACGCUGCCGAUGCGCGACGCGUGAUUGACUAUCGUCACCCAAGUCGAUCUGGCGUUUCUCCUCUCCAUUCCAUUCCAGACAUGUGCGACGACCAGGCUACGCUUUCCACCAAGCCAGACGCCGCCGAUUCAGGAGAUGCGUCAGACGCGUCCCGCCCGUCUACCCACCAAUCGGCUGAAACGGAUGAUUUCCACGGCUCAAGGCGGACUUCAACGCUGGUACGCCAGGACGCCUAUCAUCUCAACCCAGCGCCGCCGUCAACGUCCUGGAAAUGUCCUGUCGCGCAACAACAACUACGGAGCGAACCAAGUCCCGCAUGCCACCUCUUUCCAGGGCGAAGCGCAGCUGUGACACCCGUUUCUGGGAACUGCACUCGACAACUCUCGCCAGUCCCAGCCAGCGGCCCCGCAUCUCCGAACAAUCCAGACGACGCCAACCCACCCCUCCCAUCACUGGCGAAUGUCACCAGUCACCAUCGGUUUGCUACUCUGACGCGGGCAGCCACAGAGUCACCUCCCGCAUCGUCCCCGCUCGUCACACCAACAGGUUCACCAGCACCUAUUCCGGGUGGCCGACAGGCCUCGCUCCCGACAGAAAUGUCUACCUCUCUCCAGAAUGACCCUACGGCGUGCAGUCGGCUGUUGGCGUCUCGUCGCUGCAAAAAGCCACUGCGUCCAUUGUCGAUCGCGACCAUUUCCGCGUUCUGUACCAAAUCGAACGGAAUGGAUGAGAACGACGUGGUUGCGCAGCCACGGUUGCGCAUCAAUGUGGGUACAGAAAACACAAAGCGAACAUCCACCCGAGCUUCUGGCGGUGGUGGUGCUGCUUCGCCCACGACUGGAAACAGCUCGACAAGCAGCACGCUCCACGCCAUUUCUGCGCCGUGCAUCCCCGCCGAAGACGACUGUCCGCCCCAGUUUAUGACAACCCAACCAUCGCAAAUCCUUCCGUUGCUCUACUUGGGCAACCAGUACAAUGGCACCGACCUGCAAGUGUUGAACAAGUUCCACUUCAAGUUUGUGCUGAACGUGGCGCGUGAGUGUCCGUUCCUGCCCGAGCAGCAAGCCACCAUGUCCGACGUGCGCUGCAAAAAGUGCGACUUGGCCGACUCGUUCAACGAGAAUAUAAGCAAGGUGUUUGAAACGGCUUUUGCUUUUAUCGACGAAGCCAUUCAAGCCAAGCAGCGCGUGCUCGUGCAUUGUCUCGCGGGCAUUUCGCGCUCUGCCACCAUCACCAUUGCGUACAUGAUGCGUACUUACCGCAUGCGACUGCACGAUGCCUAUGCCUUUGUCAAGCAACGAAGGCCCAUGAUCUCGCCCAACAUUAACUUUAUGGGCCAGCUGGUCGAGUACGAGCGCAUCUUGUUUGGUGAUUACGAGUACUCGCCUGGCAUGGCGGGCAGUGGCUCGCCAGGGGCGGAUCGCGAACGUGCGGUCGAUCGCAGUGCACGUUUGCAUGCUGCUUCGUCGUUGCUGUCCGGCAGUGGUGGCGGCGGCCCGCGGACUGCCAUGUUCCUCACUUCGCCACCUGCGGCGCAGUUUGGCGCGUCCCAGCCGCCAGUGCACCCCAACCCACUCCGCAUUCAAUCGCCACUUUCGAGAAUGCAACCGCCGACGUCGGCGGUUGGUGCUUCUUCGCCCACCACGACCUCCCAACCUCUCUUUUCGAGCCUUCUGUCCGCGUUGAAGAGCGGUGGAGUCGGCAGCAGUGGCGGAGGCGGCAACUCGGGUACGGCUGCCGCUCCAGCCCUCAGCCCAUCGCACUCGAUGCGCUCUUCGUCUGCCAAUCUGCUCCGGACCUUCUCCCGCGACUUUGCGGUUGCCUCGGGGCGAGGGGAUGGCGAACAGCAACAGUACUGGAUGCCACUACUCAGUUCCAGCAGCAACACGCCAGUCGCUCCGGCGUCAUCGUCCAACAACGUGCGUUCGACGCCCACUCCGCCCUCUGGCACCCCAGUUCAAGCCUAG
Molecule: messenger RNA, 4341 nt
Organism: Capsaspora owczarzaki ATCC 30864
Lineage: Eukaryota; Filasterea; Ministeriida; Capsasporidae
Product: protein-tyrosine-phosphatase
Exons: 2
Coding region: 1-4341 (1446 amino acids)
Biological process (GO): protein dephosphorylation; negative regulation of MAPK cascade
Cellular component (GO): cytoplasm
Molecular function (GO): protein tyrosine/threonine phosphatase activity; MAP kinase tyrosine/serine/threonine phosphatase activity
Source: RefSeq, a predicted model, not a curated record